Molecule: messenger RNA, 4009 nt
Organism: Pantherophis guttatus
Lineage: Eukaryota; Metazoa; Chordata; Lepidosauria; Squamata; Colubridae
Gene: ASAP3
Product: ArfGAP with SH3 domain, ankyrin repeat and PH domain 3
Biological process (GO): cell migration; regulation of stress fiber assembly; positive regulation of GTPase activity
Cellular component (GO): intracellular membrane-bounded organelle; ruffle; cytoplasm
Molecular function (GO): protein binding; GTPase activator activity
Source: RefSeq, a predicted model, not a curated record
UUCUUUCCUUUCCUUCGGGGCGCAGCACCUCCUCCUCUCCUCCUCCUCCGAUCGCCCAGGCGACCGCUCCCCUUCUUCCCAACAUGCCCGAACAGCUCAGCGUCUCGGAGUUCGUGGCCGUCACUUCGGAGGAUCUCAGCUCGCCGCUGGCGUCCGGCUUCGCCGCCAAGAUGCACAAGUGCCGGGGCGCGGUGGGGGCGCUGGAAGAGAGUUUGGAUGGAGACCAAGCCAUUCUUCAGCGGAUCAGGAAAUAUGUGAAAGCGAUUCAUGUUUCUGGGCUCACUCACGUGGAAAACGAGGAACAAUACAGUGAAACCCUGGAGAACUUUGGCAAUAAUCACCUUUCUCAGAACAACCACGAACUGUCCACGGGCUUCCUCAACCUUGCUGUUUUCACCAGGGAAGUGACGGCACUUUUGAAAAACCUGGUGCAGAAUCUGAACAACAUAGUCUCCUUUCCUCUGGACAAUCUGUUGAAAGGGCAGUUGAAGGACACCCGGCUGGAUUCCAAGAAGCAAAUUGAAAAGGCUUGGAAGGAUUACGAGACCAAAGUAGCAAAGCUGGAAAAGGAGAAGGAGCGAGCCAAGAUAUCUGGAGUCAUCCAGACUGAACCCUCGGCCGCCGAAAUCACGGAGGACCUGCAGAAGGAACGCCGCACUUUCCAGCUGCAGAUGUGUGAGUAUCUUCUGAAAGCCAACGAAUGCCAAAUGAAGCAAGGGCCAGAUUUUCUGCAGAGCCUCAUCAAGUUUUAUCAUGCGCAACAUAAUUUCUUCCAAGAUGGCUGGAAGGCAUCUCAGAACCUCUACCCGUUCAUCGAAAAACUAGCCGCCUCCUUACAUGCACUUCGUCAGGCUAAGGAAGAAGAGGUAAAGCAGCUCACUCGGAUCCGGGAUUCCCUCCGAGGCAUCUUGCAGCUGGAGAACAAAGGGGAGAACCUCAACAGAAAGAACUCUGGCAGUGGGUACAGCAUCCAUCAGCAUCAAGGCAAUAAACAAUACGGGACUGAGAAGUCUGGCUUCUUAUAUAAGAAAAGUGAUGGAAUUCGGAAGGUGUGGCAGAAGAGAAAGUGUGGGGUGAAAUACGGAUGUCUCACUAUUUCUCACAGCACAAUAAACCGUCCUCCAGUAAAGUUAAAUCUCUUGACCUGCCAAGUAAGGCCGCAUCCAGAGGAUAAAAAAUCCUUUGAUCUUGUCACACACAAUAGAACAUACCACUUCCAAGCCGAAGAAGAACAAGAUUGUAUAGUGUGGGUGUCGGUGCUCCAGAACAGUAAGGACGAAGCGCUUAGCAAUGCUUUCAAGGGGGACCCAGGAGGCUCCAUGUCUUCAUCUGGAGGCGUGGCUGACAGCGGAUUGCAAGAACUCACCAAACUCAUUAUCGACGAAGUGAAAAACAUGCCAGGAAAUCGAUGGUGCUGUGAUUGUGGAGCCCCAGAUCCCACCUGGCUCUCCACCAACCUUGGCAUCUUGACAUGCAUCGAGUGCUCAGGGAUUCACCGUGAAUUAGGGGUGCACUAUUCCCGCAUCCAAUCUUUGACGCUAGAUGUGCUCAGCACCUCGGAAUUGUUGCUGGCAGUCAGCAUUGGAAAUGCCAAGUUUAAUGAUGUCAUGGAAGCCACCUUGCCAAUCCAGAACAGCCCCAAACCUUCCUCGAGCAGCGAUAUGAAUACCAGGAAGGAAUUCAUCAUGGCUAAGUAUAUGGAACGCAAGUAUGUCCAUAAAGCUACCAAGGAAGAUCCUUACCGAGUCUGGGAUGCUAUCCGAAGCAGGGAUCUUUUGGCACUGCUCCAGGCUUUUGCUGAAGGCCACGAUCUGUCCAAACCUCUCGUGACUCCUGAAGGUCAGGAACAAGGUGAACCAGCCCUGCAUUGGGCAGUACGCUAUGCCAACAAAACUUCCCUUCCAUUGGUGGAUUUCAUUAUUCAGAAUGGGGGAAAUCUGGACCGACCCACUGCGGAUGGGAACACAGCCUUACAUUAUGGAGUCCAGUAUAAUCAGCCCAAUUGCAUCAAGUUGUUACUGAAAGGGAAAGCUUCUACAAAGGCAGUAAACGCAGCUGGUGAAACGCCUCUAGAUGUGGCAAGAAGAUUCAAGAAUGCUGAGUGCAAAGACUUGCUGAUUGGUGCAGGAGAGCGGAUUGCCGCGCCUCAGCUGUGUUACUCCCAAGUGGUAACACAGAAGCUGGAGCAGGCCCAGGCUGGGAAGUUGGCUAUGCAGAUGCACGUAGACUACGACUGGGAAACUUCUCAGGAGUUCUCGUAUGACAGUGAAGAUGAGCUGGAUGAAAAGAUUAGCCCACUGCAGCGAUCUUUUGGGUCUUCACCAUCUCCAACCACCGGCCAGCCCAUUCUCUUCUCUCCAAAUCGGUGGGGCUGUUCUGGCAUGGAUAUUAGCAACAAGACCUACGAGACCAUUGUGAUCCCUUCGCAGCCUGGUCAACGAAACUCAACCAGUGAGAAGAUCCCACCGCCACUGCCGCUCAAAAAGCCUCCCAAAGGGAGCAGCAAACCGAAACCAGAUGCCUCUGAAUCACUACCCCAUUCGCCAGACAGCCCUGACGUUUGGAACUCAUCUGUUUCCAGCAUCCCCGGUGUGUUGGAGGGUGGCCCAUUCUGGCAAUCACCCAACUUCCGUAACUCUAUGGAAGUCAAAGGCACAGCUUAUUGGGAGACCUGCUCUGAUGUCGGGGGUGCCUCCCAACGGCGAAGAUCGGAGCCGACUCAGAUGAUAGCUCUGCAGCCUUCCCCUGGAACCUCUCCUGAACCAGGACAAACAGCCCCAGUCAAGUUCAGCUCAGAAAGCACCAGGUCCUAUCGACGGAUUAGUAGCAGCUCGAUGGGUAAAUUUUCCAGCAGCCCUCUUUCGCCGCAGAGCCCCAGUUGCCCGGAAGAAGUGUCUAUAUGCAAAACUGCGAUGCCAGGGCCAACACCUCUGCCUGUGCCAGCGCCAAGAAGAUUUGCACCAGCCAAAGGUCGGUUAAAACGAGUCAAGGCUUUGGCUGACUGCAAAGGGGACAAGGCCCGCGAGUUGACUUUCUCCAAGGGUGAAGUCAUCGUAGUAACACGGGAAGAGGACGAACAAAAUUGGGUUGGAUUCAUUGAAGGCGAUGGCACAAGGACAGGUGUCUUUCCUUCCAACUUUGUCCAGCCGUUGCAAGACUGAGUGGACUCAGAUUGGUCUUCUCUGAAAAGAUGAGGCAUCAUGAUCUGCUCUGGAGACGGACAAGGUGUGGAGGCUUGCUGGAUCUCCAUAGAACCCUGAUCUUCAUGGGAUGUCAUUUCCUUAUUCAGUUCCAUGAUAACAUUGCUAGGAAGAGAUGGUGGAAUCUGGCUUUUGAGACUCUUUUUUGUAGACAGAAAGAGGGAGGGGCCAUGGACAAAGGACACAUAUAUGUCAAUGUGACUUGAUGGACCACUUUUUGUCCCUUCAAUUGUGGAGGGUAGUAUGUGACAUUCGUCGUGUAACGUAGAGGCUCUACCACGAAGUCAUCUCUUUUGGCCAUUGGGUCUCAUUCAGAUCGUCCUGUGCCCACUUUGAGCCGUUGAGGAAUGGAUCAAAGUUCUUCAGUGCACCACUUGAUUUAAUACCAGUCUCAGUUUCCAUGUCAACAACCAUGAGGGAGCAGAAGUAUUUAGAAAAUAGUUUUCGGGGUGGGGGUGGGGUUGAGGAGGUGGAAAUUGCAAGGAAUCAAUGCUGAAGAUUGUUUGGGAAGCCUCGGGGGUUGGGCAGGGCUGCUGUAAUCCUUGCUCCAAUUGUAUGAGUCACCUUCGUGUUUUGUUCAUGGGGAAAUAAUUCCUCUAUUGCAGACUAUAUGACUCUCUGCGAUAGAAGAUUCUGGAUUUUGUCAGUCUGGUUGAGGUUGUUGUUAACUCGAGUCGCAUGGAUCUCCACUCAGCAAAGUAUCAUCGCCAUCUUGUUUCCUCAGAAUCUGUCUCCCUUCUAGGACAACUCUAAACAACUUUUCUCUAAACUUCAUUAAAAAGAAAACCUCACCUUGUUGGGUAAAAAUC